AUGCUAAAACAAGUCCAUAUUACUCCUGAUAACCACUCUAUUGAUGAUGAAGAGGGGUGUGUCUCAGUCGUGGGGGAGAUUCCAACUGUUCGAAGUCAGUCCUAUCGUGAAAUAGGAAUGCUUGCCUACUCUUCACUUGGUGCCAUUUAUGGAGAUAUUGCAACAUCUCCCUUGUAUGUGUUGAACUCCAUCAAGUACCACCAUUCUCCACCAAAUCGUGAAGACAUUUACGGUGCGGUAUCGUUGAUCUUCUACUUAUUUUUAUUUGUUGUGCUCAUCAAGUAUUCGUUGAUUGUAUUGACUUUUGGUCCUAACGAAGGUGAAGGUGGUCAGGUUGCAAUUUAUGCAAAGAUUGCCAGGUGUUUGAGAUUUGGUCCCAAGGGUGUCAUCAUCCCAGGAUCACCAGAAAAGUCUGAUCUUGAGUUACUUAAAAGAACCGAUACAACAUCAAGCUUUAUGUCUUCCAAGACGACAAACUCGGUAUGGAAACAGAAUCCAUCUGUUCUCAAGUUCAUCUCCAUUUUGACUCUUUUCUGUUGCUUCCUCGGUUGUUCUCUUGUCAUUUCGGAUGGAUUGUUAACUCCUACGACCUCUGUGUUGAGUGCUGUCGCUGGUAUUCAGGUUGCCAACCCAUCGUUCACAAAUGUGUUGGCUGUCUCUGAAGUAGUGCUUAUUGUCUUGUUUGUCAUUCAGCAGUUGGGAUCGCAUAAGAUUUCUCAUGUUUUCGCACCCAUUGUUCUCUUGUGGUUGAUUGGCUUGGUGAUCUGUGGAGUGAUCAACAUAAGUCACCAUCCAGCCAUUCUUAAGAGUUUGUCACCUUACUACGCCAUCCAGUUGCUCAGAAACGCAGGUAUUGAUGCUCUUGGUGGCGCUAUGUUGGCCAUCACAGGAACUGAGGCUAUGUUUGCAGAUUUGGGCCACUUCGGUAAGGUGCCCUGCCAGAUUGGUAUCACCUUUGUCUUCAUCUGCCUCAUGAUCACAUACUUGGGACAAGGUGCUUACCUGGUAAAUCAUGCAGAUGAAAUUGCUAACGUUUUCUAUGUUUCAAUUCCCGGAGGUGUGAAUGGAAAAUUUUACUGGGUAAUGUUCGUUUUGGCAACAUUGAGUACCAUUAUUGCUUCGCAGGCAUUAAUUCUAGGUGUGUUCAGUAUCUUAUCUCAAAUGAUCAACUUGGACUGUUUCCCAAAGCUUCGUGUGAUCCAUGUUUCUUCAUCAUAUGCUGGAAAAGUGUACAUUCCUGCCGCCAAUCUUCUUCUUCUUAUCGGAGUUGUGGGAGCAACUGCUGGAUUCAAGAACUCCAAUAACGUGACGUCAGCCUAUGGUUUGGGAAUCUCUCUUGACUUUUUGGUCACAUCAACAUUGAUGGUCAUUUGCAUGAUCUACGUUUAUGAGUUCAAGUGGUGGAUACCGUUAGUAUUCUGCCUCAUAUUCGUACCUUUGGAACUCUGCUUGGUUAUUGCCAACUUGAAGAAAGUGCCGCAUGGUGGUUGGUUUCCCUUAAUGAUGUGUAGCAUUUUUUUCGGCUUCUUCUCUUUUUGGAGAUACUGUCGUGACAGAACCGUGAAUGAACAGCUCAAUUCCCGGGUUCGUAUAGCUGACCUUUUUCCAAGAUAUAAAAGGAAACUAGCACCCGAGGUGGUUGAUUUGAAGCAUAGAGGUACCGGAGUCUUCGAAGUUGGAACAGACAAUCAAAUAGGCACUAAAGCUGAGAAUGCAACUGAGAUCGACACUGGAAAUGAAAUUCUCACUGAAACUGGCAAUGACAUGAGUACUGAAGAUGAUGCCAUCGAUCUCGGAAGUGAAGUCAACGGUAUGAAUAUUGGAAGCACCCAGAUUGAUGAGUCUAGUCUGGAUAAAGAAGAAAUGGACAUUUUCCAAACCCUACGCUGGAAGGAAGAUACUAACACAGAUGUGUUCACGAAUGUUGCCUCUAGAUAUGGUGAAGCCAGACUAGCCACUCAUCCAGGUAUCGCCAUCAUCUACUCCGAUACUCCACAUCAAGAUUUGGCUUCUCCCAGCACAGUUCCUAGCGUGUACGCAAAAAUCAUCUCGAACUUUGCCUCGGUGCCUUCGGUGGUGAUUUUCACCACCAUUCGAGUGCUCUCCAUUCCCGCGGUUGAAGCAAGUGAGAAGAUCCUAGUGGGAGCUACCAAGAUCCCUGGUCACUACAAAUGUGUUCUUCGAUUUGGUUUUAUGGAAGAAGUCGUCAUUGAUGAUCAGUUAACCAACCAGAUUGUGGAGCAAUUUGUGGAUGCUCGUAUUAACAAAGAGACCUCUAUUCUUCACAUCUUUGAGACCAACAAGAUCCGCAGUCACCAUUACCUUGGCGAGGAGUUUGCUACAAAGAAUCCGUUCAAGUUGCUCCUGCGGUAUGCACGGACUUUCAUGAUCGACCAAGUGUUCAGUCCUCUUAACUCCAUCUUUCGCUUCAAUGAUCUGUAUGUACGUAUCGUUGAUGAAGAAGAGGAGAGUAAAGAGAAGCUCUUCAUUGGAAACGUCAUGCGGAUAUGA
Sungouiella intermedia is the source of this 2511-nucleotide messenger RNA. NCBI's taxonomy places the organism in Eukaryota, Fungi, Ascomycota, Pichiomycetes, Serinales, Metschnikowiaceae. The record is from the annotation of a GenBank genome assembly.